AUGGAGCAACCAAGGGAAGUUCGAGACUGUACUAGUGAGAAGGUCACCCCAAUGGAGAUUAACGCAUCCAAGGCAAAAUCAACGAAAACUAGAGUACUCAAAAAAAGAAAGCAGGCAGAACAUGCAUAUGCUCCAGCAAAAUACAGACCAACACCACCAUAUCCUAAGCGGUUGCAGAAGAAAGAGCAGAACGUUCAGUUUAAGAAGUUAUUAGACGUGCUGAAGCAACUACAUGUUAACAUACCUUUUGUGGAAGCUCUAGAACAGAUACCAAACUAUGUGAGGUUCUUAAAGGAGAUACUCAUCAAGAAGAGAAAGCUGAGAGAGUGUGAGACUGUGGUGAUGACCAAGGCCUGUAGCAAUAUCCUCACGAGCAAAAUUCCAGCAAAGAUGAAGGACCCUAGAAGCUUCACAAUACCCAUUUCCAUUGGAGGACAGAAAAUAGGGCUUGCAUUAUGUGAUCUGGGAGCCAGCAUCAAUCUCAUACCCUUAUCCAUCUACAACAAGCUCGGUAUAGGAGAAGCGAGGCCUACGACAGUGACAUUGCAACUUGCAGACCAAUCACUCACACAUCCGGAAGGGAAAAUUGAAGAUGUCUUGGUACAAGUUGAUAAAUUCAUUUUUCCUAUUGACUUUAUUAUUUUGGAUUAUGAUGCCGAUAAGGAGGUCCAUAUCAUCAUUAGGAGGCCGUUUCUUGCAACAGAGAGAGCGCUGGUAAACGUUCACAAAGGAAAGUUGACGAUGCGAGUUCUAGAUCAGGAAGUAAAAUUCUCAGUAUACGGCUCAAUGAUAUUCCCAGCAGAAGAGUGUUUAGUGAUAAAGAUUCUGGAUGAAGCAUUAAUGAAAGAGUUGGAAACAUAA
This is a messenger RNA of Momordica charantia (bitter melon), 861 nucleotides long. RefSeq lists its product as uncharacterized. NCBI's taxonomy places the organism in Eukaryota, Viridiplantae, Streptophyta, Magnoliopsida, Cucurbitales, Cucurbitaceae. The record is from RefSeq and is a predicted model, not a curated record.